AUGGAAACGAGUAGCGACGGUGAGCUCAAAAUCGACUAUGUGUUGGUAUAUCGAGAGCCAGUGGAUAAAUGGAGGGACAUCUUCGAGCCGCAUGUCCGUCUUGUUGGCCAUGUGUCCACCCUUGUUAGUUUGCCGCAUCCAAUACCGGAUACGCGUGCCGAGAUCCUUCGUCAACGCCGCCAAUAUCGCCAAAUCUACCAACGACGGCUCAUCGAGGCUGGCCUCAAAAUUCGCAUUGUCUCCGCCCAUCAAGCUAAGCGCCGCUAUUUUGUCCUUGUUCAUGCGCCGAGCCACAUUUUGGAGAAACACUCGGACAUCAUUGGACUCAAAAAGAAAAUGAACAAAUGGACUCUGCCCGAUUACAAGACGACGGUGGUGCAAUUUUUUCGCUUCUUUAUGUUUUGGCGACAGGAGGAACCGGAACCACAUAGCAACGAACAGCAACAACAACCAGGCGGGUGGAGUUUGUCGGAUCGAGCGUUGGUUGUACGGGAUCUUCUCGCGAGAACGAAUUACGGGCCGCAUCACGAAAAUGAAAUGGUUGGCCUCCAGAGCAUGCUCAAUCAAAACAUCUACACAACCGCCUAUCCACUACAUGAGCCGAGUGAAUUGGCAAGAAAGCUGAGUAAACGCAAAGAAUCUGUUGGAAACGAAGAAGGAAACGACGAUGAGGAGACGACAGAAAGAGAGUGGUUGAGCUUCCAUUGGGCGUCGUUCUUUGCCCUCUUCAUGCAGCAACCAUUGGAUGUGGUUAGAUCAUAUUUCGGCCCACAAAUCGCUCUCUACUUUGUCUUCUUUGGAUCAUACAUCUCAUGGCUCGUGCUCGCCUCAUUGCCCAGUGUCAUUUUUCGGCUUUUCUCUACAUGGCAAGAUGGAGCAUCGCAUAAGUUGAAUAUAUUGAGUGAACGAGUGAUUCCACGCGGUGUGUGUCAAGAGUACAGAAAUGCUACAAAAGAGAUCUUGAUCUGCCCGCAAUGCUCUCUCAAUUGUGAUUUCGAAUCUUUGACACAUAUUUGCGAUCAUCCGUUGGCUCUUGUCUACACAUCGCAUUCACUUGCUCCACUCAUCCACUCGAUGAUCAUCUGCAUUUGGGCGGCAAUCUUCGUUCAAUAUCUGCGACGGCAAGAGGCCCGCUUUGUGCAUCGAUGGUUCUUGAUGGACAACGUCUAUGAUGAGGAAAUGCUACGACCAGAGUUUGUGCGAGCAAACGUGAAACGUCACACGUUUAACGCAAUCACUGGGAGAAAAGAGCCGGCUCAUUCGAAACUUCACCGUCUCAGCGUUCUUUCCCUUCAAACGCUCACCAUCGUGCUCAUGGUGGUUAUGAUUCUGGGGGUGAAUUUCGGGUGUCUUCUCCUCAAAUAUCACAUUCGGUCCGCUAUGUUGCACAUUUUGAAUCAUCCACUUGAUAGAUUUACUAUCAUUGGAGCUGCGAUCGUGGCCGCCCUUGUACACUCGGGUACAAUUUUAUUGCUGAAUUGGAUCAGUCAGAAAACGUGUUUAUGGAUUGUGGAAUGGGAGAACCCGAAGACGCAACGAGCUUUUGAUGAUCAAUACUCGAAGAUGAUCUUUAUCUUUGAAUUUCUCGACUACUUCGCUCCACUUUUCUACAUUGUGUUUGUGAGAACAAUGGUAUCUAUUUGGGCGGUUCGUUUUGGCAGCGAAUCGAAUUUGUUGAGUUUUAAUGGGCCAUGGGUGAAAUGGUUUGUCGAUACUUGCAGCUACACAUGUAUGGAGGAGCUUGAUCAGGCGAUGAUUGUGUUCUUUUGCUUUACGCAAAUAUUCCGAGAGAUCUUCAAGGCGUUUUGGAUUUGGGUGUAUGGUGUCUUUCGACGUGUGUGCCUUCGCUCGCAAAAGGGUUGCUAUUUACCACCGUGGGAACGGGAUUUCUUCUUGCCGCAAUUCUCCAAGCAACAGCUCUGCUACGAUCAUUUGAGAUUGAUAAUUCAAUUCUCGUUUGUUGUGCUCUUUUCGGCUUCAUUCCCAUUUGCACCAUUCCUUGCCUUAAUAGUUAACAUCAUAUGUUUACGAGCUGAUGCAAUCAAGUGGACGAAGAUGGCUCGUCGUGCAACCCCGAAAAUGGCCCCAUCCAUUGGUAUUUGGAUGAAAUUGUUGAAUAUGAUUGCUACUUUUGCUGUACCUUUCAAUGGCUUUGUGUUGGCGUUCACAACGGAUAUCGUGCCUCGACUCGUCUAUGUUUUCAAGAAUUUUCAUAAUGCAACUCAAUAUGGACUUGGUGCUGAGUAUUUCGACUUUGUCUACGCUCGAUUCGACACGAGAAACAUGACGAUCAGUCGAUCAAUGCACAAGAAUGUCACUGAAUGCAGAUUUUAUGGGAUGUACAAGACUCCUUGCUCACUGGCACCGGAAGAUGACACUUGCUCGAACACCGUUGAACGAUCACCCGAGUUUCUUCAAAUUUUCUUCUACCGAGUCUUUUUCAUGUCCUGCUUUAUUAAUACGGUCUUCGGGGUGACGUGGUUUCUGAAAUUGAUGUUCCCCGCCGAGCCGGAAAGUGUGAAAUUGGCAAAGAAACAGGAACAAUUCAAAGCUCAACAAGCGCUCGCCCAAGUGCAAACGAUGUCGACGAUGAAUUUGGCUUUGUCGAUGAGUCGAGAGAAUCUACCGUGUGAUCAGCGGUGUCUACAAAGGAGAGCCUCACUAAUUCGCGAUGAGCCCAAGGAAGAACAACGAGACGACGAAAGUACGAACACUGAAGAGGAAGAAGACGAGGACGCAGAA
This is a messenger RNA of Mesorhabditis belari, 2742 nucleotides long. Lineage: Eukaryota; Metazoa; Nematoda; Chromadorea; Rhabditida; Rhabditidae. The record is from the annotation of a GenBank genome assembly.